Messenger RNA from Cornus florida, 1586 nucleotides. RefSeq names its product protein MIZU-KUSSEI 1. The transcript has a single exon. The record is from RefSeq and is a predicted model, not a curated record. The coding region runs from base 282 to 1070 and encodes 262 amino acids. Gene Ontology annotation, biological process: hydrotropism. NCBI's taxonomy places the organism in Eukaryota, Viridiplantae, Streptophyta, Magnoliopsida, Cornales, Cornaceae.
CUCUCUAACUUUCUCUCUCUAAACUCCUUUUUCCUGUUACAGGUAGGUGGGGCUGCUCAACACCCUUUUGUCAGGAUUCUCACAUUGACAGUCACCCAGUGCUGACAAACAAACAGGCUAUAAGCAAACAAUAAAUCAGCUCACACAACCACAGCACAUAGCACUAACAAGUCUCAAUCUUUUUUUCUUCAUCAAACUCUUUUUUCUCUCUACACAGUUCUCUUCAUCACCCAUAUUCAAAAAAGUUGGUUUCUUUGUGUUUUCUUUUUGGCUUUUCCAGGAUGAAGACAAUCAUGGCCAAGACCCCUCAUGACUCUUCCUUCUCAUUCUCUCGCAGAUACUUCCAUUGGAAAAAGAAGUCCAUUGAAGAUGAUGAAGACGACAUUGAAGAAAUUCUAACUUUCAGCUCCUCCUCUCAGGAGGAGCAAACAACAGUACUGAAUACUACUACUACGACUACUACCGUUUCAGUUUUGAAAUCACCCAAGAAGAAGCUCUCUGUUGUGGCUAUUUCGAAGCUCAGAUCAGCACUUACUAUUUUUAGUAAGGGCCAACGGUCACAUUUGUCCUCAUCGGCCAGAAUGGUGGGCACUCUGUUUGGGUACAGGCGUGGACAUGUCCAUUUUGCAUUUCAAGAAGAUCCCAAAUUGAAUCCGAGCUUCUUGGUCGAGCUUGCGAUGCCCACGAGCGUUCUGGUUCGAGAAAUGGCCUCUGGGCUGGUCCGGAUUGCGCUGGAGUGUGACAAAAAAACAGAGAAAAAGGGCGGGAGGCUGCUGGAUGAGCCCCUUUGGAGGACUUACUGCAAUGGCAAGAAAUGCGGGUUCGCGACGCGGCGCGAGUGCGGACCCGAGGAGUGGAAGGUGCUGAAGGCCGUGGGGCCGGUGUCAAUGGGUGCCGGCGUGCUGCCGGGAACGGGGAUCGGGAAUGGAGAUGGGUCGGAGGGGGAGCUGAUGUACAUGAGAGCCAAGUUUGAGAGAAUUGUGGGGUCCAAGGACUCUGAAGCCUUUUACAUGAUGAACCCUGAUGGGAAUGGGGGUCCUGAACUUAGCAUUUACUUGCUCAGAGUUUGAUGUUUGAGUAUCAUUUCAUCAAAAUUGGUACUUCUUGUGAGCUUGGAAAUUUAAAUGUUUUUAAGGGAUAUAUAUAUAUAUAUAUUUUAGACAUGAGAUAAUGGAGGUUUGGUUUUGGGAAUGGGGACUAGUAUGGGGUUUAACUUUUGUACUGUGGGUUACAAAUGUUUAGGUAGAGAUGGGUGGUGGGGUAUAUCGAUCUAUAUGUACAGGCUCUCUUUUAUCUCUUUCUUUCUCCUUGAAAUGAAAACAACAGAACCUUGCACUGCAGUUUUCAUGUGUUUACAUGUGACCUUGUGCAUGUUCAACUUCAACCAUUAAAAUUUCAUGUUUUUAUUUUUAUUGAAUCACUCUUUUUAUCAAGUCUAACAACUUCCAAUGGAAUUUUUUUCCUUCACUCCAUUUUUUUGGGAAAUUUCUUCUUUUCACUUUAUUCUCUUUUUUCUUUUACUUUUUACUUUCACUUUCUUUCCUUAUACCCAAAGGAAGUUUUUCACUUUUUUGGAAAUUUUAUGU